CAUCGUAACAGCAUCCGGUUUUAAGACAAGCUAGCUUGGCGAAACAGCAGCUCACGGGCGACACUAUCCACUUUAUAACUCGAAGGCCAAAAAAGACAGCUCGGUCCGGUCCGAUCCGUAACGAUGGACGCGGUUUUUGUCGACUCGUCGUGUAUUGUCGGUGUCUCCUCUGUCGCGAGCUCGGCUAGUUAGCACAGCCGGCUAACUGCCUAAUUAAAGCCUGACAAGUGCUCGGCAGCUUGUCUGACUGCUGGACGAAAGAGAUCUGCCAAGAAGGGGGAAAUUAUUAACUUACAGCUUAAAAGGUUUACAGUUGACACAACAGAGAGAUAUCAGGCGCUGGUAUGAACAGGGUUUUUCAAGUGCUUUUGGUUUGACUUCUGUUUUUUGGCUCAUAAACACACAAAAAGGACUGGUAAUUAUCGUUAUUUGCUUUGGUUUAGUCUGAAAUAUGAUAAUCUGUCAUAACUGUGAAGGCGUGGAGUUUUCUUGAUUGCUGUUGUGUGAAAACUAAAUUGAAAAAAACAAAACAGUAUUGUCAUUUUCAUACUCGGAUCGCUGGAUUAAUGUGAGUGCUUUAGGGCAGAGCUAAUUGUGAUGAUAGUCUUUUGCACGUCAACGUGUCACACCUGUCUGCAGUAGGUCCGGGUGUCAGUUAGGAAAAAUAAACACGUGUGAUUCACCAUCCUGUUCACAGGACUUGGAGAAACUUUGCACUACAAUUAAUGCCUGGUACAUCUCUAUCAGUUACAUCUCAUAACUAAUUACUUGAAAUAACAACAUUCCUGCAAACUUUUGAAUUUGCAGCUUUGGCUGAAAAUGUGCAUAUUAAAUCGCACAUUGCACAUAGUCACUCUUUGAUUUUUUGUGGUGUUGUGUGGCAUGUAAGAGGCUAAGAUUUAUGUCAUGUUUGCCAAGAUUCAGCAACGGACAAGCCUAUUGUCAUGAUGCUUUCUGUCCUUUUUGAUGAUUAAACGGUACAUCUUAGGCUUUAACAUGAUCUCAGAGGUAUAACAUUAAUAGGAUGGUGUAGGUUUAUGUGUCUUAGAUGUUUUGUUAGUUUGAGCUGUUUGGUUAGGGGAGUGGUAAUGACUAGGUGUUUGCUCUGUGACUGACCAAGAGCCAAACUGUAGUUGUAUGUACAUUGCUGCGAUCUUGACCAUCUACCACAAUGCCGGCUGUACUGUUAUGCUUGACGUUGCUGGGAGCAUUAUGCAGCCUCGGACAGGCCAUGUCACGGGAGGAGAAGCACAAGUUGAGGAACCAAGUGAUUGAGAUGUUUGACCAUGCAUAUCAGAAUUAUAUGGACCAUGCGUACCCAGCAGAUGAGCUGAUGCCACUAACAUGCAGAGGAAGAGUUCGUGGGCUUGAACCAAGUCGAGGUGACGUUGACGACGCUCUGGGAAAGUUCUCUCUGACCCUCAUUGACACUCUGGAUACUCUGGUGCUUCUGAACAAGACGACAGAGUUUGAGGCUGCAGUGAGGAGAGUGCUGUCAGAUGUGCGGCUGGACAACGACAUUGUGGUGUCCGUCUUCGAAACCAACAUUCGAGUCCUCGGAGGUCUGUUGGGAGGACACUCCAUGGCUGUGAUGCUGAAGGAUGGAGGUCAACACAUGCAGUGGUACCAGGAUGAGCUCCUGCAUAUGGCCAAAGACCUGGGCCUCCGACUGCUGCCAGCCUUCAACACCAGCAGCGGCCUGCCUUAUCCCAGGGUGAAUUUGAAGCACGGUGUCAGGGGUCCUGAGACAAGAACAGGCACUGAAACAGACACCUGCACUGCGUGUGCCGGAACCAUCAUCCUGGAGUUUGCUGCCUUAAGUCGCUUCACCGGGGAUCCCGUGUUUGAGGCCCACGCCCGGAGAGCCCUGGACUUUCUGUGGGAGAAGAGACAGAGAAACAGCAAUCUGGUGGGAACCACCAUCAACAUCCACUCUGGAGAGUGGGUCCGCAGGGACAGUGGAGUGGGAGCGGGAAUUGACUCAUACUAUGAAUAUCUGCUAAAGGCUUACAUCCUCUUGGGAGAUGACCUGUUUCUGCAGCGGUUCAAUAUCCACUAUGCAUCUAUAAUGAAGUACAUUAGCCAGCCUCCGCUGCUGCUGGAUGUCCACAUCCACAAACCUCUGCUUCCUGCUCGCACCUGGAUGGACUCUCUGCUGGCCUUCUUCCCUGGACUGCAGGUGUUGAAGGGAGAUAUCCGUCCUGCCAUCGAGACUCAUGAGAUGUUGUAUCAAGUUACAAAGAAACACAACUUCCUCCCAGAGGCCUUCACUACUGAUUUCAGGGUACACUGGGCCCAACAUCCCCUGAGGCCUGAGUUUGCAGAGAGCACCUAUUUCCUUUACAAGGCCACAGGAGACCCUUACUACCUGGAGGCAGGUCGCACUAUCCUAGACAACCUCAACCGCUUUGCUCGUGUUCCCUGCGGCUUCGCUGCAAUGAAGGACGUGCGCACAGGGAGCCACGAGGACAGAAUGGACUCAUUCUUCCUUGCUGAGAUGUUCAAAUACCUCUUCCUGCUGUUUGCUGAUGUGGAGGAUUUACCGUUUGACGUGGAGGACUACGUCUUCACAACCGAGGCCCACCUGCUGCCCCUGUCCCUGUCCACAGCGCCUCACUCUUCAUCGAUUCCUUCAAACAGAACUUCAGAGGAGGAGCUUGACGACUCUAACUUUGAUUGGACCUGCCCCAACACUCGGCUCCUGUUUCCUGACCCCGCCUUCCCUCGUAACCUGAGAGAACCAAUUCGUAGUGCUGUGGACAAGAGCUGCCCCCGUCCUGCUCCCUACCGGGAGCCCGGUAUGGGCCGUCCUCCCCUCAGGGCUCAGGACUUCAUGGCAAACAACCCUGAACAUCUGGAGCUGCUGAGGCGAAUGGGAGUCAGUCUCAUCCACCUGAAAGACGGCAGGGUGCAGCUGGUCCAGCACGCAACUCAGGCGGUGAGUGCGGUAGCAGCAGAGGACGGCGUGCGCUUCAUGCAGGAGAUGAUGGAGCUGUCCAGCCAACAGCAGAAAGAGCAGCUGCCUCCCAGAGCCAUUCAGAUCGUCUCACAUCCAUUCUUUGGCAGAGUUGUGCUGACCGCCGGCCCAGCGCAGUUUGGCACAGACCUUUCCAAAAGUUCCACAGGGGUACGAGGCUUCGUGACCGUGGCUGAACCCUACAGCGGCUGCACCGAGAUCACCAACGCCGAGUAUGUGCAGGGCCACAUCGCUCUCCUUCAGAGGGGUCAGUGCAUGUUUGCAGAGAAGGCCCGACACAUCCAGAAGGCUGGCGCCAUCGGAGGCAUAGUCAUCGACGACAACGAGGGCAGCAGCAGUGACACGGCUCCCCUGUUUCAGAUGGCAGGGGACGGCCGCAGCACGGAUGACAUCACCAUGCCUCUCCUCUUCCUCUUCCACAAGGAGGGCAACAUCCUGUUGGAGGCGCUGAAGGAGUACAGGGAGGUGGAGGUGCUGCUGAGCGACAAAGCCAGAGACCGAGCAGCCAUAUUUAAAGGUAAAGCUCUUCCUGGCAGCCUGAUUGAGGGCAGUGUGGACGUGCAUGAAGCGGAGGAAGACUGCUUAACCGAGGCAACAACUCCCACCUCGUUCGAACCUAUUAGCCAAUCACAAAUGAGCACGUUAGAGCAGGAAGAACUGCCUCCUGAGGAGGCUACUCCAUCACAGGAGGAAGUCAGUCCUGUGGAACAAGACACUAGUCCUGCAGAGGAGGUUGGACCCCCGGAAGAGGAAGCUAGUCCUGCAGGGGCCGAUUUGACGCAGCCCAAAGAGGACAGAGACUCUGAGAAGACAGAGGAGCCCGAGGGCGACACAGACUCAAGCAGCCAGUCAAUGGAUGAGCUGCUGGCUGAUUGGCGGGAAGACUUGGAGGCGUUUCAGCAGAUGGAAAUGGAUGAGCUCUGACAGUCGUCGGGCGUGUCGUGCCCUGUGACUGCGGUUUGAUCCCACUCUGGGGAGAAACCUGGAGGGGACGCUUCUUCACUAGUCUCAAUAGUGACCACAGAGGAAGCUGGGGAGAUGUCUUUCAAUGAGUGUUUGUUCUCUUGCUCUCUGUGGAUGGUUUUCAUGUGCCAAGGCUGCCCACAUACUGUAUCUCUGGACCAUUAGGGAGUCCUGUUUAGCCUUGUAGUUCAUGGCUCAGAGACCAGGGUUCUUACCUCACGUCCUCAUACAGUUUCUGUUUAUCUGUCAUAACAAAAGCCUAAUGAAUGACAUGGACCAGACUGUAUGUAACAGCGUUGCCACUCCAAUUCACACUGUUCUCUCUAUGCAUUUCUGACUCCUUUUUGCUCCAACGAAUGCUGGUCCAACAACUACUAAUUAAACCAUCGACCAAUUAAUUUUUAUUUUUUAUUUGUGAACAUACAUUAAUUGUCUUUGUGGUCCUGGGCCUGAAUCAUCAGGACUUGAUUCAUGUGGGGAUCACUGACGUUGAAUAAGCUGCAGGAUCUUUUUAUGGCUUUAGGGUAGGCAAACUCAACACCAAACUUGAUCUCUCUGGAGGAUAUAUGAAGUCAUCUGUCAGUGUAAAUAUGUAUUUGUGGAGAUAUGUGUUGACUGAAACAAAUAUAGUGCUGCUUUGCUCAGGUUCUGGCUUCACCCCACAAACGACAACCUCUGGACCACAUCGGGUGGAGCAGACACACCCUCAGCAGCGGGAUGGAUUACACACUUAUAAGUCGCCACAGGAGGGCGCUAUGAGAUCUGUCUGUCAGGUUUUAGCUGCUGACUGAUUGGAAGGAGUAGAAAUAAACCAAUAAAUUAACAUGAUGAAAUUGAAUAAAAAUUAAGAGGGAAACU
This is a messenger RNA of Plectropomus leopardus (leopard coralgrouper), 4798 nucleotides long. RefSeq names its product ER degradation enhancer, mannosidase alpha-like 3 (gene edem3). Gene Ontology annotation, biological process: mannose trimming involved in glycoprotein ERAD pathway; carbohydrate metabolic process; endoplasmic reticulum mannose trimming. Gene Ontology annotation, cellular component: membrane; endoplasmic reticulum. NCBI's taxonomy places the organism in Eukaryota, Metazoa, Chordata, Actinopteri, Perciformes, Serranidae. The record is from RefSeq and is a predicted model, not a curated record. Gene Ontology annotation, molecular function: mannosyl-oligosaccharide 1,2-alpha-mannosidase activity; calcium ion binding.